Molecule: messenger RNA, 1715 nt
Organism: Panonychus citri (citrus red mite)
Lineage: Eukaryota; Metazoa; Arthropoda; Arachnida; Trombidiformes; Tetranychidae
Exons: 2
Coding region: 264-1715 (483 amino acids)
Source: RefSeq, a predicted model, not a curated record
AAGCGGAAACCAAAGAGAAAAGAAUUAAAUUUCUGAUCAAAACAAAAAAGAAAAAAAAACAGAAGAGAAAAUGUUCAAGUUCUUCCGGAGAAAUGGAGAUGGCGCCCUAAUCCGUUCUCUCAUUUUAUCGAUUAAACUAGUGAUUUUUCUUAAAAAUUUCAGUGAUUAAAAACAGUUAAUUAAAUAAAUAAAUACAAGUGAAAGUGUUAAAUUAACAAUUAUAAGCCCUUCAAGAACCUUGAUAAAUCAAAAAAUACCAAAAAAUGUCUACAGAAUUUGAAACUCUAAAAAACGACCUCCGUCGUAAAUUGGUUACACGUCAAGACUUCAAUGAACAAUUGAAAAAACUUCCGUUAUCAGAUAUUCUCCAAAUGGGUUACAGUUCUCUUAAAGCCAUUCAAUCACCUGAUAUUCUCCGACAAUAUUCCCUUGGAUUAACUACCCAAUAUAAAAUGAAAUUUAUAUUGUCAUGGUUGAAAAAGAUCAAUCGUCCAGAUGAUAUUAAUAGAAGAGAAAUCAAUUUUUUGGAUACACUACAAGAAUUGGAUCCAGAAAUUCUAAUAGUGAAUCUAAAUAAUAAUAUUAAUCAACAAGAAGAAGAAGAAGAUGAAGUAAACGACCCAAAUUUACCAAUAAUACAAAAGAACUAUGAAAGAAACCCCAGGAAAGACAAUCAACAAACUAUCAACCAACCAUCCACCUCCAAUCAAUCAUCAACCAUGAACCAACCAUCAACUUCAAGCUCUAUUAUUAUUCGUGACAAUGAACAAGAUACUCAAAACCCGAGACCAGCUUAUGUUAACCCGUUAAAAAGAAAAUUUAUUAAUUUUAAUCUACAUCGGGAGAAUAUUCAAAUUGAAUAUGAUACAACAAAAAAGAUAAGAAAAACGGUCUACAAACAGGAAGAAAUGCCCAUUCCCAGCCAAUGGAAACCCUGGUCUGCCUUCUUAAUGGAGCCGAUAUUUUUAAUCAAACAUGAAUCUCUUAAACCAGCUGAAAUAAGAGAUACCAUAAUAAAAAAUAUUGAACAAGGUAAACUUCCGGCGAUAAUUGGUACAUUUAUCACAGGUAAAGAUGCUCUUCGUAUCAAGUCACCGGAUAAUUUGACUCGAAAAAAUAAUAUGGCAAAGUUGAAAGAAUGGCUUCCCGAGUUACAAAUCCUGAAACCAAAAGUCUUUGACCCAAAAAUAAGACUUAUUAGAGUUAAAUAUGAAGGAUCUUUGACCGAUUUGGAGGCAAUGAAAAAUAUGAUAACAAAUAUUUGGCAAACCGCUGAACUUCAUGAAGCUGGUGACUAUUCAAUUGAUGCGGCGUACACAUCAAAUCUGCUUAAUCAUAUUGAUAUUAUUAUAACAGUCUCCCCAUCGGUCAGAGAUAAAAUUCAUGAAAAACGAGGAGUAAUUUAUUACCUCGGUAAUGAAAUAAAAAUAGCUGAUUACUUCACGGUAACAUCAUGCCCAAGAUGCUUUUCUUAUCAACAUCGAGAAAAACACUGUCAAGCCCAACAACGAUGCAAACUCUGUUCACUCUUACAUGCAUGGCGAGAAUGUCCUAAUAUUAAUAAACCAGAAUUGUACAAUUGCAUCAAUUGUAAAGGAUCACAGAAAAAUUAUCAACAUUCAGCUGAUGACUGGGAUUGUCCCACUUACCAGAAGAAAUUAAGAGAGGCUAUUCAAUUAAUUAACUAUGAAUAUAGAUGGAUUAUCAAAGUUUAA